Pneumocystis murina B123 is the source of this 1622-nucleotide messenger RNA. RefSeq lists its product as hypothetical. Gene Ontology annotation, molecular function: protein binding. The record is from RefSeq and is a predicted model, not a curated record. Lineage: Eukaryota; Fungi; Ascomycota; Pneumocystomycetes; Pneumocystales; Pneumocystaceae. Gene Ontology annotation, cellular component: cytoplasm. The transcript is spliced from 8 exons. Gene Ontology annotation, biological process: cell surface receptor signaling pathway; cytoskeleton organization. The coding region runs from base 48 to 1622 and encodes 524 amino acids.
UUCAAUCUGUAUAUUAAUUGGCUUUUAAAGUUUUAUUAAAAUUUCGAAUGACGUCUGUUAAUGUUUUACAUAUAUCUCAAUCGGAAAUUGAAGAGCCUUUUAUUCCAGAAUAUUUACGAGGAACUGCCUUUGCUGAGCAAUAUGAAACGCGAUAUUUAUCUUUUUCACGUUAUGGUAGAAAUUUUGGCAUUGGUUCUGAUUUCUCUGAACUUCCAUCUUCAUGGAAUGAAGAUGAUAAAUGCAAUCUUUUGUCUUUGGCUGGUAAUGGCUUAGAAGUUAAAUUCGUAGGACCUGCUAAGGGCGUAGAGCAAGAUGCUGCUUCUGUAAGAGCAAACAAUCCUAUCCCAACACGAUGUGGUCUUUAUUAUUAUGAAAUUGAAAUUCUUUCUAAAGGCUAUGAAGGGCUUAUUGGGAUUGGAUUUUGUAAAUCUACUGUACCCUUAAACAGAUUACCUGGAUGGGAAUCAGACUCAUGGGGAUAUCAUGGUGAUGAUGGUCAUUCUUUUUGUUGUCAAGGAAUUGGCAAAGAAUAUGGACCGAAAUUUACUAAAGGAGAUAUUAUAGGCUGUGGCAUUAAUUUCUCUUCUGGAAUCGGGUUUUAUACAAAAAAUGGUGUUCAUCUUGGAAUAGCAUUUCGUGAUCUUAAAGGUACACUUUAUCCUUCUGUUGGCUUGAGAACUUUAGGCGAGCAUAUUCGAGCAAAUUUUGGAAAAAAGCCAUUUGUCUUUGAUAUUGAGCAAUAUAUGAGGAUGGAAAAAUUAAAAGCUUUUGAGAGUAUUAAUUCCUGGCCAUCCUCCGAAGAUAAAGAAUAUAAUGAAUCCAGUAUUUCUACUAUUGUAAAUAAUCUUGUGGCAUCCUAUCUCUCUCAUAAUGGAUAUAUGGAAUCUGCGAAAACUUUUAUUCAGGAUGUUGAAAAAAGGGAAAAGAUAUUUGCAAGUAUGGAUAAAGACUAUAUAUUGGAAUCUAUAGAUAUUGAUGAUAUAGAUUCUGUUAAUCGUCAACAUAUUAGAGUUGCUAUUUUAAAUGGUGAUAUAGAUCUUGCGUUAAAACUGACAAAUAUUUUUUAUCCUGGACUUUUAGAGACUAAUGAGUCUGUUUAUUUUAAAUUGAAAUGUCAUAAAUUUAUCGAGAUGAUGCGACAAUGUUCAGAGUCUGGAAAUGAAAAUGAUGAUGAAAUAAUGACAGAUAUUACGGGAGUUUAUAAUAAUGAUAAUGUGAGUUGUUUCGAUUCACUAGAAAAUUCAUCUUUUGAAUCUCGAAAUUCAAAAAAGAAAAAUACUAGGUUUUUACUUUCGAAAAUACUUGAAUAUGGACAACAGCUUCAAGAAGAUUAUAGAGAUGAUAAUAGAAGUGAUAUUCGGAAAACUUUAGAAGAUACAUUUAGUCUGCUUGCUUAUUCAAAUCCAAAAAAUAGUGCUGUAUCUUAUUUGUUAGAUGAAAAUGCUCGACAGAUAGUUGCUGAAGAAUUGAAUAAAGCUAUUUUAGUCUUUCUUGGGAAAUCGCCUAUAUCGCCUUUGGAAAGAUUAGUUCAAUACACUUCUGUAGUAAUAAGUGAACUUGGAAAAAAGGGAUCUAGUGAAUCUAGUUUCGUCAAUAUUCGUCGGGAUAUAUUAGGUAUUUAG